This is a messenger RNA of Copidosoma floridanum, 3070 nucleotides long. RefSeq lists its product as uncharacterized. The record is from RefSeq and is a predicted model, not a curated record. NCBI's taxonomy places the organism in Eukaryota, Metazoa, Arthropoda, Insecta, Hymenoptera, Encyrtidae.
AACAGUAGCGGUGUCCACCACGGCGGGGGAGGAGGCGUCUGGUUCCUGCCCCAUGGUGGCACGACGCCCGCCGAGGGCUUCACCUACAUAGACGGGGAGACGGCGCACAAGCUGCGCCGCAGUCCCCUGGGAGCGCUGCCCGGUGGCUCGGCGAGCCUGCGGCUCUGCACGAGCCCGAACUGCACCAACGGUGACCUGGCCAACGGCUCGGCGGUCCAGCACACCUACAGCGACCUGAACUUCACCUCGCUACGGCGCAACGGGGGCCGCGCGGUCUCGACGGCCCGCAGCCCGAAGAGCUCGCCCUCGCCCCCGCCCCCACCGCCCCCCAGGUAUCCUGCCCAGUACCCGACCCUGCCCAUGAACAACGGCAGCGUCUGCCACCACAAUCGCCAACAACAACAGCAGUCGAAAGAGCAACAGCACCGGGAGCCCGGCAGCGCUGGCACGCUGUCGUCGUCGGCCAGGGAGCAGCGGCGCGACAAGCACCGGGAGUCCGGCAGGCGCAUGGAGCAGCUCUCGGCCUCGUCGCACCAGCAACGCCAGGAGGAGCUCGAGGUGGUGCACCGGGGCAGUCUGGCUCGGCGCGACAUGGCCGGCUACCACGCGUAAAUCAUCCCAUUCGCCUGUUGCGGGUGAACACGAUGAAGAAGAUGAGAGGGGGUGCGCUUUGCAUGGACCUUUUUUUCUUCGCCGUAGCACAAGUAUAAUAUGUUCGAAAGACUAUGGAGCUGUGAGUUGUCGCGGUUGUGGGGGACAGACACAGAGACACGCCGACGGUUGCAGUCGGUUACUUUUGAUUCCGUGCCCGUGAUGUGAAACGAAAAGCAAUUCAGAAAGAUGUGCGUGUAUGUGUGUGUGUGUGUGUGUGUGUGUAUGGAUUAUGGCGAUUAUCGGUGAGCGUGUGUCGGCGAUACCGGGAUUUAAAUAUUUAUUAUAUCGUAUAUCGUUGUGGAAAAAAAAAAAAAAAAAAAAAAAAAAAAAAAAAACUAUACGUGUCGUAUGAUUAAGCUUAUACAGUUGUGCGGCGUAUUUAUUGAACCGACCAGUGUUGUGUCACUUGAGAUGCUUCUUUCUUACGUUUAAUUUAAAUAUUAUCAUUGGCAAUCCGAGCUCCGAUGAUUGUCCGGUAGUGUGUAUAUGUGUAUGUGUAUGAGCGCCGACGAAUCAAUUGAAUCGUUUUCGUUUGUACGGUUCAUUUGUUUUUGUCCUCGCGAAGACGAUUCACUUGGUUGCUAACUUGAUUGUGCGAAAGGUGUGAAUAGAUUUAUUACAAAAUCACAAUUGUAUCUAUAUGUAUAUGAAAAUUUGACUAGUCGCCGGGACAAGAAUCUGCGUACGAGUCGAGCCUCGGAUUGCCAAGAGGGAUUAAUUACAUAAUAGUACAGUGCGAAUGAUCGAGCGAGCGAGUGUAUAGGUAAAUAAUUAUUCGUGUACGUCGUUCAGUACAAAGAAUCGAUAAGCGAUUCUUGCGCAUCUACUACGAGUCUUGUCGAGCGAACGCAAAUAGAACAAAAAAUACGAAAAAAAAAAGAAAAAAAAAGAUAUAAGCAAUCUCGUGUAAUCUAUGAAUGAGGUAAUAGACGACCGGUACGUUGCUAUAGGAUAAAACUCGUGUAAAAUAUGAUAGGCUGUACGGUGCAGAGCAGUACCAAGUUCGAUUUCUAGAAAACGGUCUAUACGUUGAAGCCUCGAUGGAUCCCAUUAUCAUUAAAUUAAACGAGGACUGUGACGGUACAUACGCUGAGGGCGUGGCGUACGACCUUAAUUAAAACGGACGCUAGGAAGCAGGUACAUAUAUUCGAAACGAGGGGAGAAAUGGAAAAAAAAAAAAAACCAUCCACACACACGUACUACUUAUUACGGGCUUCUUUUUCUUCCCAGCGUACCUAUGUAUACAUGGCGAGUAUGCGGCAACGCUACGCCGUACAGACGAGUGUAUAAUUCUCUCCGCCCUUUUUUCCUCCCAACUAUAAAUUUCAGUCCUUCUCAUCGUCUAUCUGCACGUAUGUGUAUACGUGCGUGCGUCUCGUUCGUUGACGUGCGUCUCUCAUUAAGGGAGACAGCCCGCGCGCGCGUGUGUGUGUGUGCGUUGUCCGCGUAUAUAUCUCAGCAGAGGGUCGAAAAAAUACAUACAGCACCGCCACGCAGAAUUAAAGAGAGAAGCCGGGGAGCGGAAAACGAGUUUGCUUUUUCUUAUUGGCUCGCGUGCGCCUCGCGUGUAUUAAGAUGAUUUCAAUCGGGUUUACAGGGUUUCUGUACAUCAUCAACGAGUGCGGUGAGAGCGUUUGAAUUAUUUUUCCACAGAGUUAAACGAUGACAACAACAACAACAACAACAACAAAAAAAAAGGUUACCGAUAGAAAAAGAAAGGGAGAAAUGCAAAAAAAAUGCUCGCCCCUGAUUCCCUUUUCCGUUUCCGUUAACGAAGGCCCCAUAAUCUGCGGCCCCGAUCGGACCCAUGCUCGAGCAAAAGGUCCCUUAAUUGGUCCCCCAAAGAGGACCAAAAAGAAAGACUGUGAAAAGGGUAUCACUGCAUCUACGGGAGAAAGAGCGGAGAUAGACUACCGCGGGCUUCGAUCGCGGAUUAAUUAACUUGACGAACCCGCGCGUGUGUAUAUAUACGCACGUACAAAAUUUGCAAGCAUGGCCAUUUUUUUUUCGCUCAAAGUGUUUGUAAUCUCGAUCGUCAUCUGCGAAACCGGAGCGAUCGCUUUGAAUUUCCGAUGGAAGAUCAAUUUUUUCAAUAAUCCGGACGCACUCGCGCGCACGCGGCCUGAAAUUUUCAUUAUUAAAUUCAGUUCGACUUUCAUUACGUCUCGCUCAAGGGCAAUAUCGGCAUCCUGGCGCGCCCAACUUUCCCAAACCACGUGCACACGCGCGAGGAGAGAGCCAUCGGUCCUUGGGUCGUGGCAAAAAGGAGGACGACGAACCGCUUGCUCGUCGUUUCGAUGAAUUUUUAUGCGAGCGUCCCUCGGGGCUCUCCGCUAACCCUCCGAGUAUAUUAGACCAGUGGGUGGAGAAUCAAAACUGCCGGGAGUAAGGAAAAAAAAAAAAAAAAAAAAAAAAA